AUGUUUGCGCGGCCGUUUACCUUAAGGGCAUUCGCCCAGCAGUGUCCCCGGAGCACUCUCUCAUCCGUUCUCGAGUCCUCCAGUCCAGCAUGGAGGUAUUUCUCCUCCAGUGCCUCGCGAACAAAGGCUGCCAGCAAAACCCAACAGAUCAAGCCCAAGGUGGUGCGCACGGCGCCUGAAGACAGCUUGAAGUUUGCCGGCCGACGCCCGGAAGGAUUUGGAAAGCUCGAAAGAAAGGUCGCCAAGGAGGGAGAGAUUGUCUUGUUCCGGGCGCCAUCGCAACGCGGAUACGUGUUGGGCGCCUACGGUAUUGCGGGCUUCUGUUUUGCCUACGCUGUAUACAAUUCCAAUGCCGUCUUUCGGGAUCCCCUUAUACCUCUCCCGAUGUGGCAGCAAGCUCUGUUCGGUGGUAUUUGCAUAACAAUGAGCGUUAUGGGUACGGUGUUCCUUUUCAAGACCACUCGGUUGAUUCGCGCCAUCAGGGCUGUCAAUGUCAACGGUCACACACAUCUUCGCUUCACCGUGCGAAGCGUGGUUCCGUUCCGCAAGCCCUACGAAUUUGACGCCCUGCCGCGUCAGAUCGCUUUCUCCCGCCGUUUGGUGAUCUCUCCGGAUUCGUCUCCAGAUAUGCUUUUGGAGUCUAUUCCGGAUGCGCCUGGUAUUGCAGGAGAGCGCACUGUGGCUCAGGGUGAGCAAGCGAAGGUUAGCUUCUUUAAAGCUCCCUUCAAGAGGAUGAGCAUGUUUAUGUGGCGGUUGUUCCGGUCUGUCCGGCAGAUCUUCUCCCAGGAGGACUUUAUCCUUCUGGAAGUGGAGGGCCAGAAGGGCGUUCUGCGCAUGGACUCUGGUGGCUACGUCUCACAGGACUUUAUGCUUGUUGGCAACCCUGUGAGUUUCCGGCGCUGA
This is a messenger RNA of Aspergillus tubingensis, 903 nucleotides long. RefSeq lists its product as uncharacterized. The record is from RefSeq and is a predicted model, not a curated record. The transcript has a single exon. The coding region runs from base 1 to 903 and encodes 300 amino acids. Lineage: Eukaryota; Fungi; Ascomycota; Eurotiomycetes; Eurotiales; Aspergillaceae.